This is a messenger RNA of Lotus japonicus, 1124 nucleotides long. Its product is annotated as protein HEAT INTOLERANT 4-like. The record is from RefSeq and is a predicted model, not a curated record. NCBI's taxonomy places the organism in Eukaryota, Viridiplantae, Streptophyta, Magnoliopsida, Fabales, Fabaceae. The transcript is spliced from 11 exons. The coding region runs from base 203 to 775 and encodes 190 amino acids. Gene Ontology annotation, biological process: regulation of cellular response to heat.
UCUUUAGAAUGCAUUUGAAGAGGGUGGUGUGCUGCAUGAGAAAAAAGUUUAUCUCUUUGGUUGCACUGAGCCUCUACUGGUCCACUCCGAGGAUGAAAGCAAAGUUAUUUACAUACCUGUUGUUGUAGCAGUUGUAUCACCUUUUCCUCCAUCUGAUAAAAUUGGGAUUAAGUCAGUUCAGAGAGAGACUGAGAUAAUUCCCAUGAAACAAAUGAAAAUGGACUGGGUUCCAUAUAUCCCUCUGGAGAACCGAGAAAGCCAGGUUGAUAGGUUGAAGUCUCAAAUAUUUAUCUUGAGUUGCACCCAAAGAAGGGCUGCUUUGAAACAUAUGAAGAUUGAUCGUGUGAAGAAAUAUGACUACUGCUUGCCUUAUUUCUACGACCCAUUUAAGGAAGAUGAGCUUGAACAGAGCACUGAGGUUCCAAUACUAUUUCCAGCAGAGCCAAAUCCGGUUGUCUGUGGUUUUGAUUGGGAAUUAGAUGAACUUGAGGAGUUCACUGAUAAGCUCAUACAGAAGGAGGUGUUAUCAGAAGAUCACAAAGAUGCUUUUAAGGAAUUUGCCAAGGAAAAAGUACGUGAAGCAAAGAAAACUAAUAGAGAGGCAAGGGAAGCUCGAAGAAAAGCCAUUGAAGAAAUGAGGGAGGAAACUAAAGCUGUAAUUAAGAAUAAGCGAUCUUAUAAGUUCUACCCUGUGAAAAGUCCAGACACACCUGAUGUAUCAAUGAAGUCUAGAUACAUUAACAGGUAUUAUGGAAACGCUAAUGAAGAACUGUGAUUGGAUACAAGAGAAGAUAGCUUCAACUCGCAGGCUUUUUUCGCAUGCCACUAUAGAGAUUUUGUUACUGUGAUGUACAAGUCUUUGGGAGGCAACCCCUUGGUGCCCUAUUAAAUUUGAUUUAGCAGUUUUGGUUUUUGGUUUUUGAAGGAACAAACAACGUAAAAUGUAGCUUAUACCAAGUAAAUUAGAUGUUCAGAUAGGAAGAUUAUAUGAUAUGUUGCUGAUUUUCAAUUUCUAGAGAAUGUUGAGAUUCAGGGGCUUCAAUUGGCGUUGCUCUUGCUAUCUUGGUACUUUUGAGAUUCUUUCCAUUUGAAAGUUGAGAUGUAUAGUUUUUAUUAGAGUUUGA